Perca flavescens (yellow perch) is the source of this 1888-nucleotide messenger RNA. It is a transcript of the gene s1pr1, whose product is annotated as sphingosine-1-phosphate receptor 1. The transcript has 2 exons. The record is from RefSeq and is a predicted model, not a curated record. NCBI's taxonomy places the organism in Eukaryota, Metazoa, Chordata, Actinopteri, Perciformes, Percidae. Gene Ontology annotation, cellular component: membrane. Gene Ontology annotation, molecular function: sphingosine-1-phosphate receptor activity. Gene Ontology annotation, biological process: G protein-coupled receptor signaling pathway. Bases 1 to 1179 code for a protein of 392 amino acids.
AUGGCCGAGCCCGAGUACUCCGAGUACUACGAGUACUCCGACCUGAUCGCCAAGCACUACAACUACACGGGGAAGUACCGGCAGCCGUCGGCGGCGGCGGCGCGGCUGAAGGCCGACUCCGUGGUCUUCAUCAUCGUGUGCGUCUUCAUCGUGCUGGAGAACGUGCUCGUGCUCGCCACCAUCUGGCGCACCAAGAAGUUCCACAAGCCCAUGUACUACUUCAUCGGCAACCUGGCGCUGUCCGACCUGCUGGCCGGGGGCGUGUACACCGCCAACAUCCUGCUGUCGGGCGCCAACACGUACCGCCUCACGCCCACGCAGUGGUUCUUCCGCGAGGGCAGCAUGUUCGUGGCGCUGGCGGCCAGCGUGUUCAGCCUGCUGGCCAUCGCCAUCGAGCGCCACCUGACCAUGCUGCAGAUGAAGCUGCACAACGGCGGCAGCGCGGCGCGCGUCUUCCUGCUGAUCGGCGGCGUGUGGAUGGUGGCGGCCGUGCUGGGCGGGCUGCCCGGCGCCGGCUGGAACUGCGUGCGGCGCGUGACGCGCUGCUCCACUGUGCUGCCGCUCUACCACAAGACCUACAUCCUGUUCUGCACCACCGUGUUCAGCGUGAUCCUCGCCGCCAUCGUGGUGCUCUACGCUCGCAUCUACGCGCUGGUCCGCACGCGCAGCCGCAAGCUCGUCUUCCGCAAGGUGUCCAACGGGCGUGGCGGCGGCGGCGGCGGUACCGCCGGCAGCGUUGGCGCGCGGAGCUCGGAGAAGUCUCUGGCGCUGCUGAAGACGGUGAUCAUCGUGCUGAGCUGCUUCAUCGCCUGCUGGGCGCCUCUCUUCGUGCUGCUGCUGCUGGACGCCGCCUGCGAGACGCGGCGCUGCCCGAUCCUCUACAAGGCCGAGUGGUUCCUGGCGCUCGCCGUGCUCAACUCCGCCAUGAACCCGCUCAUCUACACGCUGACCAGCAACGAGAUGCGCGGAGCCUUCCUCAAGACGCUGCUGUGCUGCACCGCGCGCCUCAGGCCCCGCGGCGCCGCCAAGCUCGGCGCCGCCGCCGCCGCCGGCGCUGCCAUGGCGCCCGUCGAGUUCAGCCGCAGCAAGUCGGACAACUCGUCCCACCCCCACCGGGACGCCGAGGACUCGCCGAGGGAGACCACCACCACCACCACCACCACCGCGGGGAACGUGUGAGGCGGUUACAGCGGGAGAAAGGCUGUUCUCGUGGAGCGUUCGUACUGAACGUAACUUAACGUAAAGCUCCUGAAGCCUCCGCACGGAUUUAGUACUCUCAGGUGUUCAUGUCCUGGCUGGUGUUUGGUGUUUUAAGCCCCCAAUAUGUUGUCUUCAAAGUACUAGGAUUAGGUUUAAGCCCCCAAUGUUGUCUUCAAUGUACUAGGAUUAGGCUUAAACCCCCAAUGUUGUCUUCCAGGUACUAGGAUUAGGUUUAAGCCCCCAAUGUUGUCUUCAAGGUACUAGGAUUAGUUUUAAGCCCCCAAUGUUGUCUUCAAUGUACUAGGAUUAGGCUUAAACCCCCAAUGUUGUCUUCAAGGUACUAGGAUUAGGCUUAAACCCCCAAUGUUGUCUUCAAGGUACUACGAUUAGGCUUAAACCCCCAAUGUUGUCUUCAAGGUACUAGGAUUAGGCUUAAACCCCCAAUGUUGUCUUCAAGGUACUAGGAUUAGUCUUAAGCCCCCAAUGUUGUCUUCAAGGUACUAGGAUUAGUCUUAAGCCCCCAAUGUUGUCUUCAAGGUACUAGGAUUAGUCUUAAGCCCUCAAUGUUGUCUUCAAGGUACUAGGAUUAGGCUUAAACCCCCAAUGUUGUCUUCAAGGUACUAGGAUUAGGCAAUGGUUAGGGUUAGGUGCUUUGAAGUCAUAGACAGUAUAUAUAUAAACUGGACCA